This is a messenger RNA of Epinephelus lanceolatus (giant grouper), 2245 nucleotides long. RefSeq lists its product as uncharacterized. The record is from RefSeq and is a predicted model, not a curated record. Lineage: Eukaryota; Metazoa; Chordata; Actinopteri; Perciformes; Serranidae.
UUCCAGAAACUGGCACUUUCGUGUCAGCGUCAUUUUUCAGCCCUGGACGUUGCUGCUUGCCUGUUGAUAUGAAGCAGGUGUGUGCGCGUGGCAGCAGACGUACCUCUGAUGCCACCGUCGGGUCAAACAAAGCAAUGUUCUUGUCCAUUUUUCAUCCUUCCUAUAUUUUUUGCGUGAAAUGAUUAUGACACCAUCACAGCAUGGACUUUUAGUCUUGUUGUAUUUAUGGAGGGAGCAUGAUUUUUCUUUGUCACACCCAAAGUAAUGCUUAAUUAUUUACUGAAAUACUUGUAUUGGACAAAACUGUUAACUGUGAUUUAUAUUACAAACAUGGUAACAGGAUGAGCCCUUUAAAUGCAUCAAAACCCAUAAAAAGAUAUAUGUCAAUUCAAUGUUUAAAUGUCCUGUUACCAUAGACUAUUAGAAUAAUGGACGUAGCUACUGUGACAUCACCUAUUGUCUUGUGCACUCUCAUUUUGAAGAGUUAAGUUCGGCAUUCUGCCCAUCACCAAUUUCAUUUUUUGGAGCCAGAGGGGAUUUGGGCAAGAAGCGCUGUAGUGAAACAAGGGGUGGGUGUGACUAAGAAGCCUAGGACAUACUCUGCACUCACCCUGUCACCUACAGCAGCCACACCCUUAAUUAUGCAUAACUUUGAGCCUAAAUGGGUGAGUUAUGAAAAAAUUCACCCCCCAUACAGUUGUUGUGAGCGGGGAAACCAUUUUUCAGCCUUGGACAUUGCUUCUUGCCUGUUGAUAUAAAAGAUCUAAAAGAGGUGUGUGUGCAUGUGUGUGAUUGAUCUCUCCCUCUUUGCAGCAGUCUCCUCCCCAUCACUGUCUUCCGUGGUCCUCUUUGUGGCCAUCCACCCUGCAAUCAGAGGCUCAACAUCUUCCAAGAGGUUAGCAUCAGGGUGCUUCCCAGGGGCCCCGAAAAACACCAGGUUCCUCGUGCCUGCGACAGACAGCGAGCAUGAGGUAGAGGGCUUGGAGUGUUUCACUAAUUCGUUGUCCAUUAGAGUACAGUAUUACAGGUUAUUUGAGUAUUCUCUGAAGUGGAAAACACCCAUGUCUCCCAGACGCUCCUCCAGACUAUCAGAGGUCUCCAAGAAGAGCCCCCAGGGAAGUCCCAGCUCAGAUGAAGAAGUUAUCCAGCGCAGGUUGAAGGGUAAGAGACAGAGGGCGGGGCUGAAGAAGACCAAAGAAGGCAACAGUGUAGUUACAGAUGAGGGGAGGGACAUCAUUGACAUCAUCAACAGUACACAUGAUGCAAAACGCGUCACUGAGGACGAUGGAGGAAAGUUUGUAUUGGUGUCUGAAGGAAUGGAUGAGUCAGAUGACGAUCGUCACUCUGUUGCCAGCAGCUUAGCCUCUGGUCCUUCUCUCCUUCGUAACGCCUCUCCAAAGAAACCGAGGCCCUCACAAGGCUUGUGCUCAGCCUGUAAGACUCUCCAGCAGAGGGCAAAGAAGAUGAAAGCACCAAUUAAAAACAAACUCUUAGACACUGAUCCCAAGUCCCUGACAUGUGACCAGUGGGUCCUGAUCAAGACCCGGAAACCAAGGAGGCUGCCUAAUGUAAAAGGGAAGCUUUUGAUCCAUGUCCAGCUGGUUAAGAAAAGACUUAAGGUGAAGAAUGGUACAAACCGACUUGCGCAAUGUGUGGGCGAACGAGAGUCAUCGGCCUGCUGGAGGCCGCACCCUUUCCUUCAGAGGAACCUAAAACGUGUCAGAGUGCUGGUGAAAAAGGCACAAAAGAAGACCAGGAGAAAGAGGACAAGAACCGGUUCUCAGAGCACUCGUGUCGCUAAGCAGCAGCGUCGCCACAGCAACAAUCGCAUCAGUGACAGCAGUGCGGAUAUGAGCGGUGCUCACCCAACCAGCGGCCACUACAGCAGUCCUGGUCAUAGCAGUGACAGCAGUGAACCAGACAUAAAUCUGUCUGUUGAGUUGAUUCCUUCCUUAGUCACCCUGGAAACCUCUGAGCCAAGAGGGACUCCACCCGAGCAGAAAGCACCAAAGAGGAGGGGAGGAUUCAGAGACUUGCUUGUCCAGUUGCGUGGCAGCAGCACGAUUGUCAGAGAAACACGUUAGUGAGGUGAUUUUUUUUUAAGGUUACAGCAACAAUAUUCAGUUAAGAAUUUAGUAUUUAAGCCAUAGUUUGUUUGUUUUUUUGCAGUUCCACAUACUUGCAUGUUAUUUAUUUUUUUCAGAAAUUUCAAAAUAGCAUUUAUUUAGAGUUACAUUCAACUGGA